This is a messenger RNA of Sinocyclocheilus grahami, 824 nucleotides long. Its product is annotated as protein ABHD8-like. The transcript is spliced from 2 exons. Bases 161 to 598 code for a protein of 145 amino acids. The record is from RefSeq and is a predicted model, not a curated record. NCBI's taxonomy places the organism in Eukaryota, Metazoa, Chordata, Actinopteri, Cypriniformes, Cyprinidae.
CAUGAGUAUCUAUGUCUGGCAAUCACAGUAGUUUUUAACUAAUAAAAUAUGCCUUUUUCUGUCUUCAAGGGCUGGAUUUGCCCAUCAGGGAACGAGAGAAAAGAAACUACUAAAAGAGAAUAAUGCCUUCAACGUGUCUUCCUUCGUUCUACGGUCCACGAUGAGUGGACAGUACUGGCCGGAGGGAGACGAGGUUUACCAUGCUGAAAUCACAGUGCCUGUUCUGCUGGUUCACGGCAUGUACGACAAGUUUGUACCAGUACAAGAGGACCAACGUAUGGCAGAGAUCCUAUUGCUGGGGUUCCUGAAGAUCAUAGAUGAUGGAAGUCACAUGGUCAUGAUGGAGUGCCCUGACGUAGUUAAUACUCUCUUACAUGAAUUCUUCCUGUGGCAGCCAGCAACCGCCUCAAAACCCAAGCAGGAAUCAACCCCCACAAAGACCACCACUACCAAACGUCCAGAGGACACAAGACCAAAAACUGCCCCCAAGUCACCGUCCAAAUCUCAACCAGACUUGAUAAGACCAACAACUGCACCAAAAAGCAUCAAUACUGGGACAGAGGCUACAGUGGACAUCAGAUCUAAGGGCAUGAAAUAGCUGGUCUACCUAUAAACAAGUGAUGGUAUACAUUUAAAAGUGUUCAAUUUGCUCUGCUCUUGCAUGUGGGCCAAAUUUAAUGGAACUGUUUGAAUGUACGGCCAUUGUAUAUUUACUAGUUGGUGUACGACUGCAGGAAACACAUUAAAGGAACAGCUCAGAUGGAUGUUUGUCCCCGAGCAGAAUGGGUUUUACUUGCUUUCGAGUUAUAUGAGUACCCCUAGAG